AGUCUAAUGUACACAAAUUUUUACUAUGAGGAUAGUUCUUUUAAGACAAAUAUCGAUUUUUUUAAAAUCUCUACUACAAGGAACAACUUUUAAAAAGUAAAGACUAUUCUCUUUGAGGAAUUGUCAUAUAAACGUUGUGCAUGCAUUGGUUAUAUUUCAAAUCUUCCUUGUUAAUAAAAUUCCUGAUUUUCUAUAUAAAUAGUCCAAAAAAUACAAGAUAAAAUUGACCAAAAACUGAGAAUCUAAAACAAUGUUCUGCCAAAGUUUGAUUUUAGUGACAGUAUUUACAAUUCUUAGCAUUUGUACCUGCUACCCAAGUCAAUUUUAUAGCUUUGGUUCGGGUGCUGGAGACAGCGAAUUGCCUGCCAAUGACGACGGUUCAACUCCGAGUAUUCCUAUUGCUGUAUCCUUUCCUUUCUUUGGGUCAACUUACAAUUCCAUUUUUGUCAAUAAUAACGGAGACAUCACGUUUGAAAGGCCACUUAGACAAUAUACUUCAGAGCCUUUUCCAAUAAAUGGAACCCAUAAAAUCAUUGCACCAUUUUGGACAGAUAUUGAUACAACAGAAGGAGGUAAAUUAUGGUAUCGCACAACAACAGACUACAAUACAAUGGGACAAGGAACGCGUAAGAUUUGCUCUCUUUUUCCUAAUAUAGGGACCUUCCUUGCCACAUGGAUGAUGAUAAUGACAUGGGAUAAUGUAGCUAUGUAUCAGUGUUCAUCUUCUGGGAGUAUAAGUUGUCAACAGAGAAACACUUUUCAACUUGUGUUAAUCACAGACGGUGUCCAUUCAUUUGCUGUAUUUAAUUACCACAAAGUCACAUGGACAAAAUCAACUCAGGUUGGAUUUAAUGCUGGUGACGGAGUAAACUUUUUCUCAGUUCCUGGGUCAAUGACAGACACUGUACUAAAUCUUCCUCAGAUGUCUAACAUUAUGAUUCCAGGACAGUUUGUAUUUAGAGUGGAUCAGGCUAAAAUAACUAAUGCAGAUGUUAUUAAUGAAUGCAACAGUUCCCCCUGUGUACAUGGACGUUGUUCCAAUGAGUACCUUCGAUAUGAAUGUAUCUGUGAUCAGGGAUACUCAGGUGUUAACUGUGAAACUGAUAUUGACGAAUGUGCUAGUUCUCCUUGCGUUCAUGGUGCAUGUGCAGAUCGAAUCAAUGGAUACGUGUGUAACUGUAUACCAGGGUAUUCUGGGAUCCAUUGUGAAAUAGACAUUAAUGAAUGCGCCAGCUCCCCCUGCAUACACGGCAACUGCACUGACCUAGUCAAUGGAUACACCUGUCAGUGUUUACUUGGUUAUACCGGAAUUGUUUGUGAAACAGACAUUGACGAAUGUUUGAGUUCUCCUUGCAAACAUGGGAUCUGCAUUGAUAAAGUCAAUGAAUAUCGUUGUGUUUGUGAAACAGGAUACUAUGGGAGACAAUGCUCAGACAAUACAAAAUUUUAUGUUAAUCGCACUGUUCUAACAUCUAAGGUCAAUAACAAUGGAGACGUUACGUUUGAGACUCCAUUAAGACAGUAUACUUCACAACCUUUCCCAAUAAAUGGAAGUCAUAGAAUCAUAGCACCAUUUUGGACUGAUAUAGAUACAAGGCAAGGAGGGAAAUUAUGGUAUCGCACAACCACAGACACAGCUGUAUUAGAAAGAGGGACGACUAAAAUCAACUCUUUCUUCCCUGACAUUUUAAAUUUCACUGCCACGUGGAUGAUGAUAAUUACAUGGGAAGACGUGGCUGCGUUUGGCUGCUCUGCCACCGGUGCCAUAACUUGUCAGCAGGUCGGGUUUAAUGCUGGUGAUGGAGAGAAUUAUUACUCAGUUCCCGGGUCAAUGACAAACGCUGUGUUAAAUCUUCCUCAGAUGUCUAAUAUUGGAAUUCCUGGACAGUUUGUAUUUAGAGUGGAUCAGUCUAAAAUAACUAAUGCAGAUAUGGACGAGUGUGCUAGUUCUCCUUGUGUUCAUGGUAGCUGUACAGACGGUGUCACUGGGUUCGUGUGUAGUUGUCUGUCGGGGUAUACUGGAAUCAAUUGUGAAGUAGUCUUCCUAGUUGUGGACUUUCCUGAUUUUCUAUAUAAAAGCCUCAAAUCUACAGAUCCAAAUAAGUCAAAAACAAGAUCUUCAACAAUGUCUUACCCAACCUUUGCUUUAGUAAUAGUAUCAGCAGUACUAAACAUUUGCAGCGGCUACUCAUUGAGUCAGUUCUAUAGUUUUGGUCUAGCCGCUGGAGACAGCGAAUUGCCCGCAAAUGACGACAACUCCACUUCUAGAAUUCCUAUAGUUGUGUCAUUUCCUUUCUUUGGGUCAUCAUAUAAUUCAAUUUACGUAAAUAACAACGGCGACACUACGUUUGAGACUCCAUUAAGACAGUUUACUUCACAGCCCUUCCCAAUUAAUGGAAGUCAUAGAAUCAUAGCACCAUUUUGGACUGAUAUAGAUACAAGGCAAGGUGGGAAAUUAUGGUAUCGCAUAACAACAGACACAACUAUUUUACAAAGAGGAACAAAUAAAAUCAACUCUCUCUUUCCUGACAUUGUAACUUUCACUGCCACGUGGAUGAUGAUAAUUACAUGGGAAGAUGUAGCUGCGUAUAGCUGUUCUCCCACCGGAACAAUAAAUUGUCAACAGGUCGGGUUUAAUGCUGGUGAUGGAGAGAAUUAUUAUUCAGUUCCCGGGUCAAUGACAGACGCUGUGUUAAAUCUUUCUCAGAUGUCUAACAUUGGAAUUCCUGGACAGUUUGUAUUUAGAGUGGAUCAAGCUAAAAUAACUAAUGCAGAUAUCGUCGACGAAUGCGCCAGUUCUCCCUGUGUUCAUGGAAAUUGUUCAAAUGAAUAUCUUUAUUAUGAAUGUAUCUGUGACCCUGGAUACACGGGUGUAAACUGUGAAAAUGAAAUUGAUGAAUGCCAAAGUUCGCCAUGUAUCCAUGGAAACUGUUCUGACCAUCUUAAUCAUUAUACUUGCCAUUGUCUGGAUGGUUAUACAGGAAUUAACUGUCAGACAGAUAUUAACGAGUGUGCUAGUUCUCCUUGUGUUUAUGGUAACUGUACGGAUCAUAUCAAUGGGUACGUGUGUAAUUGCAUGCCGGGAUAUUCUGGAAUCCAUUGUGAAGUAGAUAUCAAUGAAUGCCAGAGUUCACCCUGUGUCCAUGGAAACUGCUCUGACCAUGUUAAUCACUACACAUGUCAGUGUUAUGCAGGAUUUACCGGAACCAAUUGUCAGAUAGACAUUGACGAAUGCGCCAGUUCUCCCUGCAUACACGGUAAUUGUACUGACCAAGUCAAUGGAUACACCUGUGAAUGUAUACCUGGAUAUACCGGAGUCAUCUGUGAGACAGAAAUUGACGAAUGUUCAAGUUCACCAUGUAAGCAUGGAUUAUGCAUUGAUGAAAUUAAUAAUUACAUUUGUGUUUGUGAUACGGCAUAUUAUGGGAGAGAUUGUUCACAGUUUAACUUCUCCUAUCUAAUACCAUUCUUGGUAGGAUUACUGCUGUUGGUAUUUGCCCUUGUUCUGUUACUUCUGUGGAAAAGAAUCAAAAGAGACAGUGAAAGUGAGAUGUUUGGAGUCAUUAACUUUAGUGAUACACCUUUAGGGCCUAGUAAGACAUCCUUCGGAAAACAGACACAAAGUUUCUCUACUUAUUUUAAUUUCUUAGGAUUUAUAAAUCAGUUAUGGCAAAGAAUCACAAAUUUGACUAAACCAAGUGGAAAAAUUAAUGCCAUUUCGAGCAAUACUCCAAAAAACACACAACGUUUCACGGAUAAUUCAGCAUUUCAGGCCAGCAAUAUUUAUUAUAUUCACGUAGAUUUGCCAAAGAGUUUAAAUGUUUGUGAAAUAGAUGGCACAAAACAUUAA
Molecule: messenger RNA, 3850 nt
Organism: Saccostrea echinata
Lineage: Eukaryota; Metazoa; Mollusca; Bivalvia; Ostreida; Ostreidae
Product: fibropellin-1-like
Exons: 23
Coding region: 251-3850 (1199 amino acids)
Biological process (GO): cell-matrix adhesion
Molecular function (GO): calcium ion binding
Source: RefSeq, a predicted model, not a curated record